Messenger RNA from Triticum aestivum (bread wheat), 1326 nucleotides. RefSeq names its product heavy metal-associated isoprenylated plant protein 16. The record is from RefSeq and is a predicted model, not a curated record. NCBI's taxonomy places the organism in Eukaryota, Viridiplantae, Streptophyta, Magnoliopsida, Poales, Poaceae. The transcript has 2 exons. The coding region runs from base 221 to 604 and encodes 127 amino acids.
ACUGCCAUAGCUCUAGUUCUCUCCGCUCACUCACCCGCGCCCACUGCGUGCGUGUAUAUAAGGCGGGCAGGCGGCCAUCCCCUUCCCCAAAUCAUCACAAGCUAGACACUUGCAUCUGCGGAAGAUCGAUCAGUAGCUGACCAAACCAAUCAAGCCUCGCUCCAACACGAGCAUUUCCCGAGUUUCUGUCUCUCCUUGACAGCUAGCACAGCAGCAAGCAAUGAAGCAAAAGAUUGUCAUCCAGUUGAGCAUAUCAUGCGACAAGAGCCGGUCCAAAGCCCUGACGCUGGCCGCCAGAGCAGCCGGGGUGACAUCCAUGGGGAUAACCGGCGACGCCAGGGACCAGCUGGAGGCGGUCGGCGACGGCGUCGACCCUGUGUGCCUCGUCAGCUGCCUCCGAAAGAAGCUCGGCCACGCCCAAAUCAUCAAGGUGGAGGAAGUGAAGAAGCCGGAGGAGAAGAAGAAGGAUGAGCCGAAGCCGGCGCCGGCCGUGGCGGUGCACCCGCCGCCGUACUACUACCCACCCAGCUACUACUACCACCAGUACCAGCCGGCGCACAUGGUCGUCUGCGACGAACAGCCCAGCAACUGCCGGACCAUGUAACUGCCAGAGAUCCAUUCUGACGUCACAAAAACCAUAGCUAGCCCUCAGACCGCUGCACGACACAAAGGAAACAACACGAGUCGACCACAUCCAUGACAAAUGGGUGGCACAUUCACGAAUAAAAAUGCCGGAUCCUCCACAAUGACCAAAAAUUUGAUGGCAGAUAACUAUCUUUGCUCAAUUCCAAGGCAUAAAAUCUGAUAUUUGUGCCCGAAGCCAUGGAGAAGGAGACGUGGAGAAAGAGAUUUAGAUGAGCGGUGAUUCAGGAGAGGAUUUCUCGGAGGGAGAGAGAUUCAGUAGAGGACAUCUUACCAUAGUUCUCACUCCAUGCCGAUUUCGCAAUAGAUUUGAGAAAUAAUAUGAUUCAGUUUCCUUAGUUUGAGAUGGAGCCUUUCCCUCUUUCUUUCAAGGAAUAUGGAGCCUUUCCCACCGGGAGAUGGUGACAGGAUAGAACCAAUUAAUUACCAUAGGCUAAUUUGUCGUGUUCACUGCUUAAUUAAAGAAGAGGUAAGAGGAGCCACGUUAAAACUGCUCGUGCAUGUGUGGUGUGCACAGAUGGCCAUCCUAAUUUAUUUUUUUAAAUGUUACUAUAUUUAUACUCACUUCGUCCCAUAAUGUAAGACGUUUUUGUAAGCUAACGAAAUACUCCUAAAAUACCAACUUAUAAUAUUCUGCUAGUAUACACUCAGUGGCGGCUUCAGGAAUUUACAACUGGGUAUUCA